Molecule: messenger RNA, 2630 nt
Organism: Bursaphelenchus okinawaensis
Lineage: Eukaryota; Metazoa; Nematoda; Chromadorea; Rhabditida; Aphelenchoididae
Source: the annotation of a GenBank genome assembly
AUGGAAUUCGACGCCAGUUUUCUCCAGAAAAUCCUCACGGCAAAGGUGUUGAACGAAAGAGAUGGCCAAGUAAUCUGUGCCAAAUUCGUGAGUUUCAAGCACAAUGCACAAGAUUCAACCGUCUUUCGAAGCAUCACUCAAGUUUGUCCACAUUAUUCAAAUGAUCCGACUAAGAAGUAAGUUUUACUAUUUUUGAAUGUAGAUUUGGAUGUCAUGUUAGCCUGAAAUUUCUUGUUAGUCUUCGGAUGUCUAGCUGUAAAUUCCUGGUUCUCUGUUGAGCUUUGUAAUAUAAAUAAUCAGUCGAGAAGUUGAGGAUUGGUAAAAAAAGAGAGAUAGGUCAGUUCUGAGAAGGGGGGGGAAUAAUUGAUCCUUAGAAAUGCAACUUUAGGAAAGUGUUUUUAAAUGUCAGUGUUAGCAAGAACGUUUCCCCUUUUAUAACGCUUAAUCUUGUUAUUUAAAAUUUUUAUAUUUAGAGAGUUCAAGGAUCCUAAACCUGGCAUUACUGAUCUGAACUACAUUUUUUCCUUGAAAGACAUCGACAAUUUUUAUGCUUAUGGAAAAGAUAAAAGGAACGCGUAAGUUUUUUAAAUUUAAAUAUUGUGACGGAUGACGAUUUAAGCAUAGAGAAGAAUCCCCUUUUCCCCAUUCUGCUGUUUGCAGCUAUUCUAGACUUUUCUGAAGUCAUGUGUUUUAAAAUUUAAAUUAAAAGUUAUUGCUAAAUCUUUAAUUUUUUAGGCUUUUUGUGAUCAACUUUAAUCGCGAGAAGCCAUUUUAUCAUUCCUCUGACACAGAAAACAAGUAUUGGAUGGCUGGAAACGUUGUUUUGCUACAAGGAAAGGAUGCUCCACUUAAAUUUUAUGAAGGAAACGAUCUUGUACCCCUCACCAACAACGUUGAUUUUUUCAAUGAAAAAGUAAUCGGAAGUACGGAGACUGGCGACCUAUGGUUUCGUAAAGACAAAUGCAAGAAGCUCGAAGCAAAAGGAAACAACUACAAGUUGGUUGAUUACGAUUGCAAAGAUCCCGAGCAACUGCUUUUAUCACUGGUACGUAACUUAUCUUCUUAUCUUAUUUAUUCUUCUUUUUAAAGUUAUGUGACAUCAAAUAUUAUUUUUUCAUUUUUUUGGUGUUUUAAGUUUAUAUAUAUCUAUACUGGUGUAUUAGACAUGGGGAAUGAGCCGGGCCUUAGCGUUAAGUCUGGUCCGGUCUAAGUUUUGCUUUGAGCCGGUCCGGUCAGAAUUUUUUUUAAAAAAGCCGAACUUUUCUUGGCUUUUUUGGGAGGCGACUUGAUUUUCAGGCUUGACCCGACCUAAAUGUUGCACAGGCCCGGCCAGAUGGUAGGCCCGGCUCGUUCUUCAUGUCUACUUGUAUAUAUAUAUAUAUAUAUGCAAUAUGUACAAUUGUUUAAUGCUUUUAAGACACGUUAUUGCAAAGUUUCAAAAGCAUAAAUUUUGUAAACUUAAUAAAUUUUUAAAAAUUUGAAUUUCAGAAUGCACUGAAAGAAAGUGGUGCCAAUUUGAAUAAAGAUGAGGCCAGUGCGGACGACUUUGCCAUAUUGUACUAUGAGUGAGUGGUUUGUUACCUUUUGUGUUGUACUGGUCAAAUGAAAAUGUCUUUUAAAAAUAAUGGCAAUACUCAUAUAACAUAAUAUAUUGAAACUGUAGGCAAGCGCCCACCACCACAACCAGUACAACACUAGCCACCACCACUGAAAUGGUAACCGAUCCUGACGACGUAUUCACAACCUCAUCUGCGCAAUUGUGAGUUUGACUUGGACUGAAUUUUCUUCUAGCCUGCAGAGAAGGGGGUAGAGUGAAAAAUUUGUCAAUUUUGUUUAAAUUAGUAAUGUAAAUCGUUUAGGGAAACACCAACGACUACUGGCAAUGUAUCCACUGACACAAACGAUACAGGACUAUCACUUUUGGCGACGUAAGUUUUGAAGUUGUACUUUUUGUGAAAAGGUGUCAUGUUUUUUAAUUAAAAAGUUUUAUUUGGGUGACCUAUUUUAUUUAAAUGAGACAAAGAUUGACUUAGUAUUGACAUUAACCUGCGUAUUUUAGUGGCUUGAUCUGCAUAAUUGGUGGGCUGUUAGCAAUCGUGGUCGGCGGAAUUUGUAUUUAUUUCAUUUAUAAAUACGUGUCUAAGAACAAUGAAACCAAGAGCAAGAAAAAACGUAAGAAGUCGAAGAAAAAGGCUAAGAAGUCGAACAAAUCAAAGAGAAAAGAAAAGGAUGAAUCUGACAACUCGAGUGCAGCGGAGGCAUCCAAUAUGUCGCAAAGCAAAGAUCCAGAAUCUCAUAAUGACAAAGAAAAAGCAUGUACCAAUAACCAUGGUUCUGAUGGCGAAGGCGUUCCUUCUGUUGAUGUUCUAAUUAAAAAGCCGAAAAGCGACAAAGAUAAGAAAUCUAAGAAGGCGGACGACAAAUUGUGUGGCUGCCUUAAAAGACGUUUACCGCGAAACAAAAACGCGGCAAGUCAGAGGGACAACACACCUACUUCUUUAAUGAGUAAAAAGGAAGAUGAGGAAACAGCGAAGGGUUUUGAAAAACAGAAGGAUGACGAGGGGAUGCAGGAAGACAAUACUCAGAGCGGCUCGUCAAAGGGUCAAAACAGUUCGAAGAAGAAAAAAUGA